AUGUCUCUCCAACAAUCGUCCCAAUUACUGCGGCCCCUUUGCCGGUCGUGUGCUCGCAGUCCGUCUUUCCUCCUCCCCUCCCCAACCAGAUCAGUGACAACCAUUUCAACCAACCGCUCAGCAACACGACCCUACACGAUCUCCGCAUCGCGUCAAGGCAAAUACAUUCAAACAUCCCCCGCCGCCGAAAAAAAGAGCAGCGGCUAUGGCAAAAUCCUCGGCCCACAGAUCCCCUACGAGGAAUGGCUUAAAAAUUACCGCGAAGUCAAAGCCAAACUCGAAAUGAGCUACAUGCAAAUGUGCGCUUCCGCCCAUGUCAGAGAAAUGAUCGACCCCAGUAUCACGCCCAAGAUAUUCCUCGAAAUUGGCAGAAGACUUAUAGACCAAGCAUACCAUUCCAAGGCCAUCGCCGAUUCUCUCAAAAAUAUAUGGAAAGGACACCCUUGCAGAAUAUACGAGGUUGCGUUCGCAAUCCGUAAUAGUGGUCCAGGGCUGCCGUACCAGCAUGUGUUACACUGGACCAUGAAGGCCACUUCAGACGCUGGGCUUGUUGAGACAUUGGGCGUCAUAGUUUCUGCUCAAAUCAAGAAAAAAGGAGCCAUGCUACCCAAUUCACGUGAAAUUGAAAUGAUCAAAAAAAUCGCCUACGAAACGGAUGAUCCCAAGGCUCUCAGUGUUUGGGCAGACGUUGCGCGAAUAUGGGGACAGACAGAAGAGGCUCUCACCAUAUUCCAGCAUCUCAAUAAGAUGGUUUAUCCAUCCGAGCGACGCCCCAUGUUUACUGAUGAUAUCUCAUAUGGGGGACUUAUCAAACCGCCGUGGAGUGCAAUGUUCGACAUCUAUCAUAAGUCCGAAAGGUUCGACGAAGCGAACGAAAUGCUGAAAAUCGGUGCCCUCCACUAUCGCGACCCGCAAGCACUCGUCUCUUACGCUUUUAUCCGAAAGGAGAAAGAUGAUUGGGAAGCGUACGAGCAAUGCUUAGUGGCGGCCGCGAUGUCAGGUCAUGGCGAUGCCUGUUUCCGAUUGGGGAAUUACUACUAUCUUAUUUCCAAGGACGAGAUACCUUCCAGAGACCAAAGAUUAGCUGAAAGACAUCGUUUCCGAGCUUGGGUAGCUAAAAUUUUUGGAUACGCCUAUAAGAAAGAGGAUUGGCGUCGCUUAGCCUCGAAUUGGUAUGAAAUGGCGAGUGCGCAUGGCAUCUCCGAAGGAGCGAGAAAUUUGGCGGUCUUGAAGCGUGAAGAUGGUCAUCCGAAUGCUUGGGAGCUCAUGGAGCAGUUGAGGUCUGAUCCGCGAUUGUGGAAAAGUAAGAACGUUAUCAAGUUGAGGGAUCAGUGGGAUAAUCCCAAGUUUAAACCUACGUUGCCUAAGGCAUGGCUUGAGUUGUAG
Messenger RNA from Talaromyces amestolkiae, 1386 nucleotides. RefSeq lists its product as uncharacterized. Gene Ontology annotation, molecular function: protein binding. The transcript has a single exon. Lineage: Eukaryota; Fungi; Ascomycota; Eurotiomycetes; Eurotiales; Trichocomaceae. The coding region runs from base 1 to 1386 and encodes 461 amino acids. The record is from RefSeq and is a predicted model, not a curated record.